Messenger RNA from Cornus florida, 2061 nucleotides. Its product is annotated as U-box domain-containing protein 9-like. The transcript is spliced from 2 exons. Lineage: Eukaryota; Viridiplantae; Streptophyta; Magnoliopsida; Cornales; Cornaceae. Gene Ontology annotation, cellular component: nucleus; cytoplasm. Gene Ontology annotation, molecular function: protein binding. The coding region runs from base 835 to 1686 and encodes 283 amino acids. The record is from RefSeq and is a predicted model, not a curated record.
UAAAUCCUUCACUUUCCUUUCAACAAUUUUUGCUAAACACAAAUUUUUAAUCCUCCCCGUCGCCUUUCCUUACCUUUCCAUCCUUUUCCAUUGAACCUCACCCUUGGUGACCCUUGGUGAGAGAAAAAGUGAUCGAGUUUGUAUUGUAGAGAGAGAAAGUAGAAGAGAGAGAGAAUUGAUGAACAAGAAGACUACUACUCACACUAGUACUCUCUCUUUCGUGAUACACCGCGACGUCGCAAUUGGUUCGCUAAUGCUUGUCUGAAUCGUAUUCUUGAAGAUUAUCUAAGAAACGCAGUGGACGCUCCGACAAAGUUGAAAAUGGAGCUGAAAAAGGAGCUUCAGAGGCUGAUGAAGGCAAUCGUCGAUGACAACGGCGACGAUACGAUCAUCGACGCCAUCGAUGAAGCCAAGAAAACGCUCUCUGCAAUGAAGGAUUUGAGGAAGCUCAGCAAACCCUUAUCUCUGAUAAUAGACUAAUGGUUGGCUUUUCCUGAGGCGUUCUGCCCUCUUUCCCAACAACUCAUGAUAGACCCUGUUAUUGCAUCCAACGGUCAGACUUACGAUAGAAAAUUCAUUGAAAAAUUGUUCAACUGGGGGAAUCCAUACAAUACAUGUCCUCAAACCCAAAAAGAACUUUGGGAUACUACCCUCACGUCCAAUCACUUGAUUCGAGACUUGAUAUCAAAAUGCUGCAAGAAUCAUAGAGUCAAAUUGCCCAAGCCUGUUCAAUAUUCAGAUGGAUACCUUUUUCGUUCUUUGCUUGGGAAGAUGUCAUCCAAAAGUUCUGAUCAGAAUGAAGCUGCAUAGAAAUUGAGAUCGUUGGCCGAGUGUAUGCCUUCAUUCCGGGCACUUUUUGCCGAGUCCAAAAGUGCCAUACCUGAUAUGCUUUUUCCCCUCUUUCAAAGUGACAUUCACCCUCAUCUCCAGAGAGACUUGAUCACAACACUUUUGAAUCUCUGUCUCCAUGAUGACAACUGCAAGAAGCUUAUUGCUGAGGACGGCCCAAUGGGCAUACUUGUUUUCCCUCUUGUUAUAGAUGCAUUAAAAAGCAGUAUACUCGAAACAAGGAGCAAUGCAGCUGCAGCCCUCUGCCUGUCAUCAGAUCUUGACCUAAACAAGGAGUUUAUUGGGAAAUUGGGGGCCCUAAAACCACUAAUUGAUCUCUUUGAAGAAGGGCAACCAUUAGCUACGAGAAAUGCUGCUUCAGCCAUUUUUAAUCUAUGCAUUGUGGGGAAUAACAAGGAAAAAGCCCUCGGGCUUGGUGUUGUGAAGGUCCUCGUGAAGAAGAUAAAAAAUGGUAUGUAUGUCGAUGAGUCGGUGUCUAUUCUCAGUUUGCUUUCAAAUCUUGAAAUGGCAACAAAUGAAAUGAGAAAGUUGGGUGCUGUUCCCUACUUGUUUAACAUAAUCACAGAGAGAGUUUCUGCUGUCAACAAUGAGAAUUCUGCUUUAAUCAGAGAGAGCUCUUCUGCUGUGAACGCCGAGAAGUCUGCUCUCAAACUUGAUAAUUGCCUUUUCACCCUCUACAACACUAUAUGGUGUUCCAAUGGGAGAAACUACAAGGAAAUAAGUGAUGAAGAGAAUUCUCAUAAAACGUUCUCUCGGCUUGCUCAGAAUUGGUCUCCAGUCGCCCAGAAGUUUGCCAAUACAUUUCUUGAGAUACUGGAAUUGGGGAUUCCACAUUAGACAUUACUCAUUCGGCAUCAUUUCUUCUCUCACGCAGCAUUUCCAAGGACAAAAAUUGUACAGUGCACAUUAAACAUGUAAAGCUUUCAGGAUAUUGUACAUUACACAUGUAGAGAUCGAAUACUCAUACUGUGUGAGUUCAUCAUCUGUCAUGCGGCAUUUACAAGCACAAAAAUUGUACAUGACUAUACAUGUUGUAACCCUAUGACCCCUUAAUUCGAUUUAUGUAUAUUGUGAUCAUUCUCAACCUCCAUUUUGUAAAUUCUAUAUCUUUGUUCAACAGUUUCAACCUCUGGUUUAUGAGUUACAGUCACUGUGAAGAAUUUACUGGGGAAACUUUUUAUCGUUUAUGAUAUUCAUAUGAUUCUCUGUUUC